This is a messenger RNA of Dicentrarchus labrax (European seabass), 3799 nucleotides long. It is a transcript of the gene cfap299, whose product is annotated as cilia and flagella associated protein 299. The transcript has 6 exons. The record is from RefSeq and is a predicted model, not a curated record. The coding region runs from base 20 to 727 and encodes 235 amino acids. Lineage: Eukaryota; Metazoa; Chordata; Actinopteri; Moronidae.
UUUACAACAGAGCGUGAAGAUGGAGUACAACGCAGUCGGUCGUGUUCACGAUUCUGUAACACAGUUUAAAGUCUACGAAGAUUAUCUCGACUCCAAAAUCACGCCAAUGGAUUUAUUUUACUUAAAAAGCAGGGAGUUGGCCCGUACGCUGGUGGAGCACGGCCACAAGGGCACAGUUCUGAGCAGGGAGGAAUUUGAGGAGAAGAAAGCAGCUGCACAGGCUGCAGAGGCUGCGAGGAGCAACACUUUCUACAACAGGAGCCGGCCAAUGACAUUGGCAAGUGCAGGAAAAGAACUCAAAGAUAACUUCCUGCAGGCCCUGGCAGAGCGAGAGGAGGCCAACCGCAGUGGGAAAAUGACUUCGGUCAUUUUCAUAAGGGAUCAUAAUACUCUUGGACAGGAAGUAUCUGGCUACAUAGACUACGCCCACAGACUCAAGACCCAAGAUUUUGAACCAUAUUUCAAUGGAAAGAAGAGGCUCAUGCCAGGACGCUUGGAUUUAUGCUACUACAACUGGAAGACACAGGUGUCCACGUCCAACUCGAGCCCUAACUUUGAGGUGAUUUAUGACGAUCCUAACGGCCUUCUGUUUAAGAAUAAGAGGGACAAAAAGAUGCUGAAUGUGGACCCCGUGUCUGGUCCUGGUGAGGACUCCAACAGGACGUUUCUACGGUCCGACCUCUACAUCCAUGUCGUCAUCUACGACCACAACAUCAGGACAGUCUAAACUUCAGAGGCUGCUGCCGACACAUUCAUACAUAUGGCACAUAUUGGAGAGCACUGGAAGCCUCUAAUUUGACUGAGUUGCUUUAGUUGCACCAUCAUUUACAAACUGUUCCCCUCAUAUCAUGCAUGCCAUCUGGGUGGAGGUGCUGCAGUGAAAAAAUGGCUUUAAAGUGAGGAUUCCCAAAGGAAGAAGUGGAUGGACCAGUGUGACAACUUGGAAGUUUUCUUGCAAAAAGCCUGAGAUUAUAUAUGUUGCUUUAGAUUUUGCAACAUUAUCCUACUCUAAAGCGACAAAAUCAUUUGUUUAAAUUAAUUCUUCUGUAUUCCAUUUAUUGAAGACCAGAACCAAGUUCAGCUCAGUUUGUUUGGUAUUCACCAAGCAGCAGUCUUAGUUAGGGGCAGGAACCUGCUUGGGGACCCCGGGCUUGUCCCAUCGUUUGGCCUGGCAUGUUUUGGGCUGUUUGUCUAAACAAAUUAAAGGCGUAAGAGCUUUGAAAGAUGAUGGGGGUUCCUUUUAUGUCCUCCCCCAGGCUGCGGUUGCUCCAAUUGGACUGGAAGAAUGGGUAAUGGGCUUAAAGCAUUCCGUAUGUUCCCAGAUGCAAGGCACACUUUACAGGACAUCAAAGUGCUCUAUCAUUUACAUAUUAGUCAUUCACUAUGACAUUUUUAAUGGAAGACAACUCUACAAAUAACCUGUUUUAGGAAUCAUUUAAGAAGUACAAAAGACUUUUAGCAACUUGCUCCCUUUUAAUUUCAGGAUUUCAAUUUUUUUGCAUUUGUUAUUGAAACACCUGGUAUGAAUCAGCCGCCCCACAAGAAACAUUUUCUAUGUCUAUAAGCUAACAAAUUACAGGGUCUUUGUUAUUUGUUCAUAAAUGUGUCUGUAGACUCUGCAGACAAAUAGUUGGGGGUAAAACAUUUUUUCCAUUUAGUCACAAGGAAACAUCCUGCACAUGUGCCAGCUUUGUGGAGGUAUUUUUGUGCACUUCCAACCAUGGAGUAAAAUAUAGGCAUUCAACGUAGUCCUGCAUUGAUGCACAGUAACAAGAAUUAAGGUUUCUUAUGAUGGUUUCACAACAAUAUUACCUUUCACUGGAACAAUAAUAGUCUUUAAAAGAAUACUUUGACAUUUUUCUGGAAAAUAUGCUUAUUUUCUUUCUGAGAGUUGGAUAAGACCGAGGCCUCACUCAUGUAUGUAUGGUAAAUAUGAAACCACAGCCAGCAGCAGGUGAACUUAGAUUAGCAUACAGACUUUUGUAUGCUACUGGAUACUUGAAUUUCCCUCGGGAUAAAUAAAGAAAUAAAAAAAAAUCUAUCUAGACUGAAAACAGGGGGACAUGGUAACAAAAUCUGCCUUCAUCUUGUUUGUUUAAUCCGUAAACCAAAACUUAUGUUUUUAGAGGGGGUUGUGCUGGACUAUUUUUUUCGUGAUUUUCUUUUUUUUCUUUGGAGCCAGGCUAGCUGUCUCCCCCUGCUUCCAGUCAUUCACAGUAAGCUAAGCUAACUGUCUCCUGACUGUAGCUAAAUAUUUAAAGCUGCCGUAGGUAAUGUUUAUAAAAAUUACUUUUUGUCAUGUUUUUGCUGAAACUUUCACUAUAUUCUGACAGUAGUACAUGAUACACACUUUGGGGCCCUGGGAAAAGCUGUCUUUCUCGGCUCUGAUUGGUUGUUUUCAUUCAGGCACAGUGGAUUCUUGCAAAUGUCGUUAGGAGCAUUAGUAGGAGCCAGAGGAACUGAUUUUCUUUCCUAAUUUUUUCCUCAUAUUCUACAGUCGGAAUUUAGUGAAAGUUCCGCAAUGAUUUUAGCAAGUUAUUUUAAGUUACUGCAGCUUUAAUGCACAGACGAGGGUGGUAUUGAUUUUUUUCAUCUAACUCUCAGCAAGAAAGAAAAAUACACUUUGCUGUCUUUCAACAUGUUCCAACUAGUCCUUUAUAAACCGACAUUGUGGCAGCCAUAUUUAACGUGCCCUUGUUUUAACUUCCCCUGCAUCCAUUCUGGUGAAAUUUUAUUUUUGAAAGUUUUGAGGUUUAAACAAAUUAGUUCAUUGUAAUACAAACCUCUAAUGUUCCUCAGCUGCCCUGAUACCAGAGCAGCCUUCCACUGGCUGCAUCUGUUUGUCUGUUUUGAUGGAAUUGGACCCUGUUGGCCUCAUUGAAACAAUAUGUGUGGUGACAUUGGGAUGUGGGUUCUGGUUCUGUAAAGCAGGGAUUUAGGGAAUGGGGUCUGGUUUGGGGUUUUCUUAGUCAGUGGGUUUCUGGUUGUUGUUUUUUUAAGAUGUGAGUUCUGGUCAUGCUUUGGAAUGAUGAUGAAACAAGGUUUGUGAAAGUCUUGAGGGGUCAUAAAAAAACAAUGUGAUUGACUAGAGAGACCAUUCCUUUUUUAAAUUUAUUUUUUGUCUGUCUUCAAAUCCGUUUUUGUUGUUGUAUGUCUUUAAAUGGAUGUGUAUUUCUGUCUUGUUAAAACAGCUCUGAAGAAACUGGUUUGUCUUUGCUAUUGUCUCGAAAACACUAACUGGACUAACAAGGAUGAGAAGCAUAUUGAAAUUUGGCAGAGGGAUGGCGUUGGGAAGGUCAUGUCCUCUUUGACUUCUUUUGAAAAGGCCAGAUUUAACCUCGGGACGAAGGCUGUCGUAAUCCCAGAACCAUCCACCUGACUAUCUCACUAUCUGCCCUGCUUUGUUUUGUUGUUUUUAUGUGUUGGAAGUAACUGACCGGGUGGCAAAUGAACAUUUCACGCUCAUCUACAGCUGUUUAGGUUUACAGGCCACAGCUCAUUCAUGUGGUCCAGUGAUGGUGAUGGAACAGCCCCGCUCUGCUCUCCCUCCCUGAAAGUGGCAUCAGUCAUUACCAAACACCUAGCAAUGAAAACAGCAGAUGUGCGCAUGAAAAAAAAGGCAAUUUGAUUGACAAACAAGUAUCACUCAGGAAAUGCACAGGCUACUUUUAGCGUGCCUUGACUCUGUGGAAGAACAAACCUUAAAAAAAUAUAUAAAAACAGGUUGCUGGAACUCACCCACACAGACCGUGUGUCUGUAAAUAGUAAUGAUUUCACAAUAAAAUCUAAUUUAAAUGGC